This is a messenger RNA of Lycium ferocissimum, 1632 nucleotides long. Its product is annotated as cytochrome P450 83B1-like. The coding region runs from base 1 to 1494 and encodes 497 amino acids. NCBI's taxonomy places the organism in Eukaryota, Viridiplantae, Streptophyta, Magnoliopsida, Solanales, Solanaceae. The record is from RefSeq and is a predicted model, not a curated record. Gene Ontology annotation, molecular function: iron ion binding; oxidoreductase activity, acting on paired donors, with incorporation or reduction of molecular oxygen; heme binding. The transcript is spliced from 2 exons.
AUGAUGCUCCUUCUACUAGUAAUUAUCCUUCCUAUCAUCCUCAAUUUCCUAUAUCUAGCCAAGAAGAGUGGAAAAAAUGUUCUGCCACCAGGUCCUUUAGGGUUGCCAUUAAUUGGAAAUUUGCAUCAAUUUGAUAGUUUAACCCCCCAUAUUUAUUUUUGGAAUCUAUCCAAGAAAUAUGGAAAAAUAUUUUCAUUGAAACUUGGUUCUGCUACCGUGGUUGUAGUUUCUUCAUCAGAAUUAGCAAAAGAGGUAACAAAAAUACAAGAUUUAGCAUUUUGCAGUAGACCUUCUAUUCUAGGGCAACAAAAAUUGUCUUAUAAUGGUCGUGAUAUUGGCUUUGCACCUUAUAGUGAUUAUUGGAGAGAAAUGAGAAAAAUAUGUGUUCUUCAUUUAUUUAGUCUCAAGAAAGUGACAUCUUUUAGUCCAAUUCGUAAAGAUGAAGUCUCAAGAAUGAUCGAGAAAAUAUCUCAACAAGCUGCCACUUCACAAAUAGCCAAUUUGAGCACUAUAUUGAUUUCACUAACUAGUACUAUUAUUUGUAGAAUUGCUUUUGGUGUUAGGUAUGAUGAAGAAGCACAUGAAAGGAGGAGAUUUGAUGAACUUUUAGCAGUGACCGAAGAAAUGCUGGCAGGCAGCUUUUUUGUCUCUGAUUAUUUUCCUAACUUAGGAUGGCUUGAUAAACUCUUUGGAAAUAUAAACAGACUUGAGAAGAAUUUUAAGGAUCUGGAUGAGUUUUACGAAGAACUUAUCAAGCAACAUCUUAACCCCAAUAGGCCAAAAUCCAUGGAUGGAGAUAUUCUUGAUCUUUUGCUCCAGUUGAAGAAAGAGCAAUCGACACCAAUUGAUCUCACUUUGGAAAAUAUAAAGGCAACUCUCAUGAAUAUACUAGUUGGUGGAACAGACACUAGCGCGUGUACAGUAGUUUGGGCAAUGACAGCCUUGAUGAGGAACACAAAAGCAAUGAAGAAAGUUCAAGAAGAAAUUAGAAACUUUGUUGGGAAUAAUAAAGGCAUGGUUAAUGAAGAUGAUAUUCAAAAUCUUCCAUAUUUCAAAGCAGUAAUAAAGGAGACAUUUAGAUUAUACCCACCAAUUCCAUUGCUAUUAGCAAGAGAAACAAUGCAGAAAUCCAUACUACAAGGGUAUGAAAUUCAACCAAAAACUAUAAUAUAUGUUAGUCCUUGGGCUAUUGCAAGGGAUCCUAAAAUAUGGGACAAUCCAGAAGAAUUUAUUCCUGAGAGAUUCUUGAAUAGUGCUAUUGAUUUUAAAGGUCAAGAUUUUGAGUUGAUUCCAUUUGGAGCAGGCAGGAGAAGCUGCCCAGCUAUAGUACUUGGUGCUGCAACGGUGGAGAUUGUACUUUCCAAUCUUCUUUAUGCAUUUGAUUGGGAGUUGCCUUGUGGGAUAAAGAUUGAAGAUAUUGAUACUGAUGUUUUACCUGGACUUACUAUGCAUAAGAAAAAUGCUCUUUGCCUUGUUCCUAGAAAUUAUGCGUAGAAGUUCUAUGAAGACCAAACUUCAGUAUUUAAGUUAUUUUAUCUAUAUUUCAUAUGGUUGUACAAUUUUAUGCUCUGCCCUUUUCUAUUGUAAAACUUGUAAUUUUGUACAUUCAAUAAACUUGAAAAGCUUCUGUUA